Molecule: messenger RNA, 772 nt
Organism: Myiozetetes cayanensis
Lineage: Eukaryota; Metazoa; Chordata; Aves; Passeriformes; Tyrannidae
Product: basic phospholipase A2 A-like
Exons: 5
Coding region: 111-509 (132 amino acids)
Biological process (GO): arachidonate secretion; phospholipid metabolic process
Molecular function (GO): A2-type glycerophospholipase activity
Source: RefSeq, a predicted model, not a curated record
GGAGUCAUUUCGGUGUUUCCAGUUCGGAGCCCGCGGGCUGGACACGGAGGGCUCUCCCCGGGAGGACGGACUGACAGCGAGGAAGAUCCCCCGGCCCAGGUGAGAGGAAGAUGAAGGUCCUGCUGGUGCUGACAAUGCUGUUUGCCUGCAGUGUGUUCACAGCUCAUGGGAAGCACCCACGUACCUUCACACCAGGACUCGAGGGAAGCACUGUAGGAAAUCUCACUGCCCACAGAUGCUACUCAGGAUGGGGCACCUCAAGGGCUUCGUUGGACCGGUGCUGCCUGCUCCGCGCCUGCUGCUAUGCCAAGCUGGCGGCUCGGCAGUGCCGCGUGGGACCCGUCCAGCCCCUCUCAGCACCCCAGGCAGGAAUCCCCACCUGCAGGUCAGGGACGUGGUGCCAGAGAAGUGCCUGCAGGUGCGAGCGGGCGGCCCGGCUGUGCCGGAUGCGUGCCCAGAGGCCGCUCCGGCACCGCAUCAAGUGCCGGGGACGAGCCGGGAGGUGUUGAAGCAAAAAAUUCCCUUUGCAAAACCACCUCUGGGCUGAUCCAUGAAGGGACGGUGCCGGCAGCACUUCCCAGCCCUGGCGAGUCUCCUCGGGACGUUUUGGCUUUGGCACGAGGACAACGACCCUCCGAUGAAGCUGCGUCAGUGUCCGCUGGACCUGAGGAGGGGGAGCAGCACUGCAGCGAUGUUUCAGCACAGCAAAAAAGGGAGGGUUGGACACCUGCCCCUCAGCCCUGUGAGGGGCACAGGGAACCAGCAGGAGCAU